CUGGGGGAUGUUUUGUCCUGCUAUGAAACCCUUCCUUGUGCUAGUGCUUUGCUCUAGUUUCUUUUCUAGCAGAGCUACCCCUCUUCCAUUUGAGUUUUCCGACUGCAAUGACCCUGAUGUCUUUCAAGCUGUCGACACAGCACUGAAGAAAUACAACGGAGACAGGACCACUGGUAAUCAGUUUGCUCUACACGUAGUGAUGGAAGCCAAAAAAACAGUAAAUCCCGACACACAAUUCCAUGUGAAAUAUACAAUACGAGAGAGCACUUGUGCCAUUGAGGAAAACAAAGACUGGAAAUACUGUGAUUACAAAGUACCUGCAGAAGCUGAAACCGGAGAAUGCACAGCUCAAGUUCACAUUAAUAAGGCUGAAAACACAAGUAACGUUUCACAAGUUUGCAAAACUGUUCCAGCUGAGACAAAGGUAGAGCUCUCUGAGGCUGAGUGUCUUGGAUGCUUUCGUCACAUAUCAAGUGACACUCUACAAGUGUCAGAAAUUCUGAAGCAAGCCAUUAACAAGUUUAACAAGCAUGGUGAUGAAACUGCCCUUUUUAAACUUGUUGAAAUAAAAGAAGCAAAAAGACAGGUGGUAGCUGGAUGGAAUUAUGUAAUUAAAUAUGAAAUCAAGGAAACUAAUUGCUCCAGAGACGAAUUUCAAGAUUUAAGUCCAGAGUGCAAAACCAUUUCUACAGGGCGUGUAGGUAACUGUGAGGCCAAAGCAUAUGAAAGUCCUCGGGCAGGGAUCAUAGAUAUUGCAAGUCAAUGCAAGUUUCCAGCUGACGAAACAGUAAAUGCCCCCACUCUCAUUUGUGCUGGUUGUCCAAGGACUAUCUCAAGAGACAGCCCAGAACUGAAAGAACUACUGGCGGCUUCUAUGGAGAAGUACAACUUGGAGACCAAUGAUGAUUUCUACUACAAAGCUGGAGACAUAGAAGCAGCAACAGUUCAGGUGGUUGCAGGGAAAAAUUACCAUAUAGCAUUUACAGUCAGGAAGACAAACUGCUCAAAGCAAGAGUUUGAAAAACUUAAUGAAGACUGUGAAGCUGCACCUGACAGCGAACCAUUGAGAUGUGAAGCACAAAUUUAUGUAGUCCCCUGGGAGAAUAAAAUCUUACCCCAGAUUAACUGCACUAAAGAAUAUUUACCGGUUUUGCUUGCAAGAAGGCCUCCUGGAUUCACGCCCUUCCGAAUCGGAUCUUUUAUACAGUAUCAGACAGGUGAAAUAACAUCCUCUGAUAAAAAUGAAUCAGAAAGUCAAACACCCAGCCAGGAAACAAGAACGGAACAUGAACAAGGACCAGAAGGUGAAGGUGAAUCUGAGCGUAAACACAGGCACAAACGUGAGCAUAAAUAUGAGCAUGGAUUUAAAAAAAAUCGUGAUUCCUACAAGAGGCACAGGCAGGACACGGACUGCGGGCACGGAACUGACGACGGAUGUGAGCAUCGAAAACACAGUAAACAUGGUAAACACAAACCUGAAUCUUCUGAGGAAUCUGAUGAAAGGGCUUUUAAUCACAAGGAAACUCUGUCACCAUCCAAUGCUGACAUUGUGUUAGAUCUGGUUACUCCUGGGGCUGCAAGACAGGAAACUAGUAUUCCUGCAGAAACAGUAACUCCUCCUGUUACUUUUUUAUUUAAUGGGUUGCCAGAUAACUCGGAAUCUCCUCUUCCUCGAUGCCCUGGAAAACCAUGGAAACCAAUUAUAGAGCUCCCAAUUCUUCCUAGUUUACGCACAGAACUGGCAGAUGAAGACCUCUUACCUUCAGAAGCACAAAAUACCAGUCCAGCAACAGAAAAUUCAAAUCCUAUCCAAAAUGAAGACACAGACUUGGACCUUUCAGACGCUUUAGGUUAA
Messenger RNA from Tinamus guttatus (white-throated tinamou), 1855 nucleotides. The record is from RefSeq and is a predicted model, not a curated record. Lineage: Eukaryota; Metazoa; Chordata; Aves; Tinamiformes; Tinamidae.